Ornithodoros turicata is the source of this 2451-nucleotide messenger RNA. RefSeq lists its product as uncharacterized. Lineage: Eukaryota; Metazoa; Arthropoda; Arachnida; Ixodida; Argasidae. The record is from RefSeq and is a predicted model, not a curated record. The coding region runs from base 1 to 2451 and encodes 816 amino acids. Gene Ontology annotation, molecular function: zinc ion binding; nucleic acid binding. The transcript has a single exon.
AUGGCAUUUUGGGAACAGUUUCGGCAAGUCAUUCAUGACAAUGGGAGGCUUUCCGUUUGCGAGAAGUUCAGCUACUUGAGGUCAGCUCUCACUGGGGAAGCUGCUGCAGCAGCAAUAUAUGGACUGCCAACUACAGAAAGGUGCUACAAUGACGCACUUGAAAUUUUGAAAGGUCGUUACGGGAAUGAAGCCCCACAAACAGAGGACCACAUGACGAGGCUCAUGGGAUUACAACCAGUCAGGUCCCACCAGGAUGCAAAGGGUCUCAGGAAGCUCCAUGACGAGCUGUCAUCGCAUAUAAGAGCUCUGAAGGCAUUAGGAGUCUCGGAGGAGUCGUUUUCGUCAAAGUUGUACUGCCUAAUGCUUCGCCUGAUACCACAAGGCACCGUUGUGGAAUUCAACAGAAGGAUGCUGGAGGCAGAAGAUGGAUCUCCAGAGGAAGAGGGAUCUCGAGAGGAGACGCCCAACGGACAAGGUGACAGAGAAAAUCCAACACCUUCCAGAGGGGAGCACGUCGCUAAGCUACGUAAAUUCAUCAAGUUCCUACGAGUGGAGGUAGAAUGCUUGGAAAGAACGCUUACUGCUCAAGGAACAAGAAGAGAUACAGGAGAUGGAUUUCCAAAAAUGAAAGGCGCUCGAAAGCAGCGUACAAAGGGAUCAGCGAGACUGUCGUCAGCAGCAGCACUAGUCAACACUACAUAUCAGCUGUCGGAUUGUUUCUUUUGCAAGUCACGGGAUCACUGGACCACGGAGUGCGACGCACGAAUGUCACAGGAUGACAAGCUUCGAAGGCUGCAGGAGGCAGGGCGAUGUUUCCGAUGCACCUGGCCAAACCACGUAUCUAGGAAAUGUUGGAGGAAGGUGAAAUGCGGUAAGUGCCAAGGAAGGCACGCGGCUUCGGUGUGCAAUCAUCGUAGAGGAGAUGAAGAGGUGAGUCAAGACCGCGCAGCGGAUGGAACAACUCAACUGAGUUUAGAGCUGUUGAACGAAGAUUAUGCUCCUACGACUGUUUUGCAGACCACAGUUGCUUGGUGCAAAAGGGAAAAGGAGCAACGGAAAUGUAAGGUGAUGUUCGACACCGGCAAUCAACGAUCGUUCGUGACCAAGCAGAUCGUCCAGACGCUCCACUGCAGAACGGUGGGAGAAGAGACUGUAAAAGUAGGCGUGUUUGGAGGGCAAGAGGAAGAGCGGCUAUAUAGACGAGUUCGACUGAAACUGCAAAGUCUAUACAACGAGAACGAGUACGACCUGGAAGUCCUGGUAACGGAUACCAUAUGUGCACAGAGGACACCAAGGCCGGGAUCCGGAAUACUGGACCAGAUGAAAGAGAGGCAUCUAGCAGUUCAACAUUUGACGUGCGCAGAAAGCCAAGGACAAGUGCAAGUUCUCAUCGGCACAGACGUGUACUGGGAUCUGGUGACAGGAGAAGUUAUCAGGUUAGGACGAGCACUGAGAGCAGUAGAGACGCGGCUGGGAUGGACAGUGCACGGGGCUACUUCAGAAGCGGGAAGGAGUCACGAGUCCAAUCAAGCACUGGUACUACGAGUUUCUGCUAAUCAGGACCAGCAGGAUAACUACGUGCAGAAGUUUUGGCAACUGGAAGCAAUUGGAGUCGCACCAGAAACCGAAAACAGUGAAAGCGGUAGAGUACUGCGGCGGUUCGGCGAAGCGGUGACUUUGAACGAGGGACGCUAUGAGGUAUCGCUUCCAUACAAAGCCGUAGGGAACUUGGACAGCAACGAAGAGAUUGCGCUGAGGAGGCUGGGCCAAUUAACCAGAAAACUGUCAAAACACGAAAAACUCAUGAACAGAUAUGAUGAAGCCAUACGCAUGUAUAGUCAAAAUAACAUGGCUGAGAGAGUACCAGCGAAGAGCGGGGAGGUCGUCUACUAUAUGCCUCACCAGGCGGUACCGAGAGAGACGAGUAGCACUACCAAAUUGAGAGUGGUGUUCGACUGCUUGUCAAGUAAUGGAAGCACGAAGUCCCUCAACGACUGUUUGGAAGUCGGGCCUAAUUUAAACCCGGAUGUAGUGGAGCUAAUGAUCAACUUCCGAAUCCAUAAGGUGGCUUUAGUAGCGGAUGUGGAGAAAGCCUUUCUACAAAUGCAAGUGAAAGAGCACGAUAGGGAUGCUCUCCGCUAUCUCUGGUAUGAAGGAAAGCCACAAAAACGAAGCCCGCUACCGAAAAUAGAACAUUGGAGAAUGACAAGGGUGCCGUUCGGCACAACGGCGAGUCCCUUCCUGCUGGCGGCGACGUUACGACAUCGUUUUAAGGUCAUGGAACAAGAAUACCCUGAUACCGCAAAAAUGCUGGGAAAGCACAUGCACGUGGAUGAUCUGGUGACUGGGGCGAAUGAUGCAAAAGAGGCAAUCAAGAUUGCGAAAGACUCAACAGAGAUCCUACAACGUAAUGAUGAUGUAGGAUCCUACAUGAUCCUACACCGAACAUGA